Aureobasidium pullulans EXF-150 is the source of this 470-nucleotide messenger RNA. RefSeq lists its product as uncharacterized. The transcript has a single exon. NCBI's taxonomy places the organism in Eukaryota, Fungi, Ascomycota, Dothideomycetes, Dothideales, Saccotheciaceae. The record is from RefSeq and is a predicted model, not a curated record. The coding region runs from base 99 to 344 and encodes 81 amino acids.
AAAAAUCGAUUUUCUCGAUGUCUCGUGUUGCUUGUGGUUUGCGCAUGCUUCUUAUCAACAUCAUGUUGCCACAAUAUUAAUCUCCCGUGCUCAAAGAGAUGGUUUCAUGGUGUCCGGUUUCAGGACAGACUUGCCUUGUGGUUUGCAUCUCGACCGACGCGAGUGGCCAUCGAUCUAAAGAACAUGGCUUAUGCUCAUACCGUCUUGGUAGGUUUCGUUGUUCGAAGGUACUUCUAGUGCCGUCUUUGUUCGUGGUGAAGUCUGCUUUUGUGGAAUGUGUAGACGCUCUUACUAUUGUUCUCCACACGUUGAUAUUGUUUACGUCUGGGGCAGUCGAAGCCUAGGCAACACGCUUGCGAACAAAGGCAAACGCACAACGUGCCCACAGUUCUGCUGGCAACGUUGGCAAUCUUUGCGAUCAAUGAGCUAUGCCGUGAAUACUGAACCCAAUCAUAAGCGAGCAAGCCAGU